Molecule: messenger RNA, 306 nt
Organism: Eremothecium gossypii ATCC 10895
Lineage: Eukaryota; Fungi; Ascomycota; Saccharomycetes; Saccharomycetales; Saccharomycetaceae
Exons: 1
Coding region: 1-306 (101 amino acids)
Cellular component (GO): preribosome, large subunit precursor
Source: RefSeq, marked provisional
AUGGCUAAGUCUCUCCGCGCCAAGACGCAUCUUAAGGCGAAAUCAGUGAAACGCAAGGGCGUAUUCCAGAAGACUACCGAUGAGCGCGCUCAACGCCUCGCUGAGAAGUUGAAGUCGAACCUGCUCGAGCAGAAAGCGGGGGCCCAGCCGGAUGGGAAGAUGGAAAUAGACGGGGAUAGUACAGCAAGCACGGAGAAGGUCGCGAAGGUGAGCACCUCCGGCUGGAGGGACGCCAGGCACCUGAAUUACAAAAGAGCCAAGAAGUUGAGAAAAACGAAGCACAAGGGCUCCUUUGUCAAGUUCUAG